This is a messenger RNA of Dromaius novaehollandiae (emu), 2955 nucleotides long. RefSeq lists its product as uncharacterized. Lineage: Eukaryota; Metazoa; Chordata; Aves; Casuariiformes; Dromaiidae. The record is from RefSeq and is a predicted model, not a curated record. Bases 29 to 1624 code for a protein of 531 amino acids. The transcript has 20 exons.
CGCGCGGUGGUGGCUGGCGAGCGGCAGCAUGGUGCGAGUGCGGGGGGCCGCGGCCCCCAGCUUCUUCCUGCUGCUCCUGCUCCUGCCCCGGCUCCUGUGCCGCCCGGUGGCCCUGCGGGCCUGGCACGCCAGGACCGCCCAGCUGCGAGCGCCGGGCCCAGAUGGGCGUGUAGCCAAGGCUGACCCCUCUCUGGACAGGGGACCAGUCUUCAAGCGUCAGCAAGACCCCCUGGAUGGGCCUGCAGUGGAAGCGCCUGGAGAUUUAGCGCAGGAUUCCGUUUCUGAGUAUCAGCAGGAUCCCCUCGAUGUGCCUGUAGACAGAGCAUAUCCAUCUUCAGAGAGGGACCUGAUUUUUGAGGGUCGCUGGCAUCUCCAGGGCAGAGCUUCCCCAGGCUCAAAAAGGGGUUGGAUGUUUGCGCAUCAGCGUCCUCCCCUGGAUGUGCCUGCAGGCAGAGUGUACCUCUCUUCGGAGAGGGAUCCCAUUUCUGAGCGUCGGCAGGAUCCCCUGGAUGUCCCUGCAUCUGAAGGGCGUGGAGGUCCAGAGCAGGAUCCGAUUUCUGAGCAUCGUCAGGAUCCCCUGGAUGUGCCUGCAGGCAGAGUGUACCUCUCUUCGGAGAGGGAUCCCAUUUCUGAGCACCAGCAGGAUCCCCUGGAUGUCCCUACAGCUGAAGGGCGUGGAGGUCCAGAGCAGGAUCCGAUUUCUGAGCAUCGUCAGGAUCCCCUGGGCAGAGCUUCCCCAGCUUCGAAAAGGGGUCGGAUAUUUGCUCAUCGGCGUCAUCCCCUGGGCAGAGCUUCCCCAGGCUCAAAAAGGGGUUGGAUGGCUGAGCGUCAGCAAGAUCCCCUGGAUGUGCCUGCAGGCAGAGUGUACCUCUCUUCGGAGAGGGAUCCCAUUUCUGAGCGUCGGCAGGAUCCCCUGGAUGUCCCUACAGCUGAAGGGCGUGGAGGUCCAGAGCAGGAUCCGAUUUCUGAGCAUCGUCAGGAUCCCCUGGGCAGAGCUUCCCCAGCUUCGAAAAGGGGUCGGAUAUUUGCUCAUCGGCGUCAUCCCCUGGGCAGAGCUUCCCCAGGCUCAAAAAGGGGUUGGAUGGCUGAGCGUCAGCAAGAUCCCCUGGAUGUGCCUGCAGGCAGAGUGUACCUCUCUUCGGAGAGGGAUCCCAUUUCUGAGCGUCGGCAGGAUCCCCUGGAUGUCCCUUCAGCUGAAGCGCACGAAGGUCCAGAGCAGAAUCCCAUUUCUGAGCGUCAUCAGGAUCCCCUGGGGACAACUCCUUCAAAAUGGGAAGAGAAGGUCCCCGACAUAAUCCCAGUGGAUAAAACUGGUGAAGAUGUGGACAAUAAGAAAACAGAUGGAAAUCGUAACAACACACAGAAGACCUACAUUAUAGCACUGUCUGUGGCAGUCACUGGUUUUAUACUAGCCAUGAUAGGCAUCCUUGCUUUGCACUGGAGAAUCAGAAAACGAGAACCACUCCUACCUGCCACAGACCCGUGUAUAAAACAUCAUACCAAACUUCAGCCAAAUCAAGAAGGCAUUAGGAAAAACAAGGCAAAAAGAUGGGGCUGCCAUAGAUGCAGAGAACAUCAUCCACAGUCCUGUCACAGGGAAAGUUCAAGGACUAUUUCUGAGUGACAGUCUGUGUGCCCAUCUGUGCGCCUUGCCGGUCAGCUGUUGCAGCUGGAGCAGUACUCCCUUGCACCACUCCCCCCUCGGCCGCCACGCGUGCUGUGCCCAAGCUCUGAUUUCCUGCCUGCCUCGGAAGUGCAGGCAUACCUCGGAGAUACGGCUGGUGCGGUUCCAGACCACCACAAUGAAGUGAGCAUCGGAACAAAGCGAGAAACACAAUUUUUUUUUUUAGUUUCCCAGUGCAUAUAAAGGUUAUGUUUACACCAUACUGUAGUCUGUUGUGUGCAAUAGUAUUUUGUCUAAAAGAACAAUGUACAUACCUUAAUCAAAAAUACUUUAUUGCUAAAAAAUGCUAACUAUCAAUCAUCUGAGCCUUCAGCGAGUUGCAGUCUUUUUGCUGAUGGAGAGUCUUGCCUCAAUGUUGAUGGCUGCUGACUGAUCAGGGUGGUGGUUGCUGAAGACUGGGGUGGCUGUGGCAAUUUCUUAAACUAAGACAACAAUGAAGUUUGCUGCAUCGAUUGACUCUUCCUUUCACGAGCGAUUUUUCUGUGGCAUGUGAUGCUGUUUGAUAGCAUUUUACCUGCAAUAGAACUUCUUUCAAAAUUGGAAGUCAAUCCUCUCAAACCCUGCUGCUGCUUUAUCAACUAAGUUUAUGCAAUAUUCUAAAUCCUUUGUUGUCAUUUCAACAGUGUUCACAGCAUCUUCACCAGGAGUAGAUUCCAUCUCAAGAAACCACUUUCUUUGCUCAUCCAUAAGUUAAAGUUUUAUCAUGAGAUUGCAGCAAUUCAGUCACAUCUUCGGGCUCCCCUUCGAACUCGUUCUCUUGUUGUUUCCACCACAUCUGCAGUUACUUUGUCCGCUGAAGUCUUGAACCCCUCGAAGUCAUCCAUGAGGGUUGGAAUCAACUUCUUCCAAAUUCCUAUUGAAGUUGAUAUUUUGGCCUCCUCCCAUGAGGCACGAAUAUUCUUAAUGGCAUCUAGAAUGGUGAAUCCUUUCCAGAAGGUUUCAAUUUACUUUGCCCAGAUGCAUCAGAGGAAUCACUAUCUAUGGCAGCUAUAGACUUACAAAACGUUAAUAAGACUUGAAAGUCGAAAUUACUCUUUGAUCAAUAGGCUGCAGAAUGGAUGUUGUGUUAGCAGGCAUGAAAACAACAUUAAUCUCAUUGUACAUCUCCAUCAGAUCUCUUGGGUGAACUAUCUAUUCCACAAGUACAAGUUUAGAAAAAUAAAACAUAAUUCCCUCUCAAAUGCUUUCAGGUUUUUUUUUUUUAAUUUUUUUUAAUGGAAAGAAUUUUUUGGAUGGGGUGAGAAAGGGAGAAGCAUGAGUGUUUAAAAAUG